AUGCACUCACCUGUUGUGCUCCUCCGCCUCGCCCCGAGGACCUACAUUCGGUCCCAGCCUGCCCGGCGGAUGGAUCUAACGUCCAACCUGAACCUGGGCGACGACACGGAAAACCUGAGCAGCUUCUCCGCGAUGUCGCUCCAUCACGGGACGAAACUUCGGUCCAGUAACGGCUGCUCUCCGCCGGCGCCGGCUCACCUCCGAGCUGUGACCAAUGUGAUGGACAGCGACCGACAGAGACCUGAGAGAGACACCCCCCCCCCCCCCCAGCACUGGACGAGCUGCAAGCUGAUCAUCGACCCCGCGUUAACCAACGGACUCCACAAAGUGUUCCGCUAUGAUGGACGGCUCUUCAACAUCCCAGUGGAGGACCUAGGUCUGUUCCCUGUGGAGACUGUGAGAGAUCCACGCAUCAGCCGCUUGUGGAGCAGAUCAGACCAGACCGAGCUGUCAGUGCCCAAAUUCAAGUACUGGUGCAGCGCACAUCCACACAAGGAAUCUGCCAUGAAGCCAUCCGUCAGAAGAGCGGCAGCUUUGAGCCAUCAUUCAUCUCAGGGAGACUCUGGAGCUCCUGCAGAGUCUGUCAGGGUCCUCAACAGGAAGCACAGAAUUUGCAUGGUGUCCGACUUCUUCUAUCCAAAUAUAGGAGGAGUAGAAAGUCACAUUUACCAGCUUUCCCAAUGUCUGGUUGAAAAGGGACACAAGGUGGUAAUCGUCACCCAUGCCUAUGGAAGGAGGAAGGGUGUCAGGUACCUGCCCAAUGGACUUAAGGUCUACUACCUCCCCCUGCAGGUGAUGUACAACCAGUCCACAGCCCCUACCUGUUUCCACAGUCUCCCACUGCUGCGCUGUGUGUUCUUCAGAGAAGGCAUCACUGUGGUGCAUGCACACAGCUCGUUCUCAGCUCUGGCCCAUGAUGCACUGUUCCACGCCAAGACCAUGGGCCUGAACACGGUAUUCACUGACCACUCGCUCUAUGGCUUCGCUGACAUCAGCUCUGUGCUGACCAACCAGCUCCUGUCUGUGUCGCUGUGCGAUACCAACCACAUUGUGUGUGUGUCGCACACCGGUAAAGAGAACACGGUGCUCCGAGCAGAGCUCAACCCAGAGAUAGUGUCUGUUAUUCCCAACGCUGUUGACCCUUUGGAUUUUACCCCUGAUCCCUCCAAGCGCCCAGACGACAGAAUCACCAUUGUGGUCAUCAGCCGUCUUGUCUACCGCAAGGGAAUCGAUGUUCUUGGUGGAAUAAUCCCAGAGCUCUGCCGCAAACAUCCAGAUCUGCACUUUCUAGUUGGUGGAGAGGGGCCAAAGAGAAUUGUGUUGGAGGAAGUGAGAGAGAAGUGCCAGCUGCACGACAGGGUGCGUCUUCUUGGGCCUUUGGAGCAUAAAGAUGUCCGUGACGUGUUGGUGCAGGGUCACAUCUUCCUCAACACAUCACUGACCGAAGCGUUCUGCAUUGCAAUUGUGGAGGCAGCAAGCUGUGGACUUCAGGUGGUCAGCACCCGUGUCGGCGGCAUUCCUGAAGUGUUACCUGAAGAUCUGAUCACCCUGUGUGAGCCCACUGUGGGCUCGUUGUGUGCUGGUCUAGAAACGGUUAUCGCCCGGCAGCGGUCCGGCUCGGCCCCCUCCCCCUCAUCCAUCCAUUCACGUGUGAAGACCCUCUACAACUGGAGAAACAUUGCAGAGCGGACUGAAAAAGUCUACGACAGGGUGGCUGGAGAGGAGGUGCUGCCUUUGGACAGACGGUUACGGAGACUAAUGGCUCACUGCGGCCCAGUAGCCGGCUUCAUCUUUGCAUCCAUGGCUGUUAUAGACUUCCUCUUCCUGCUUCUCCUGCAGUGGUGGUACCCAGAUCGGUUCAUGGACAUGGCCUUGGACGCCACCGGCCCUGACGGACUGUGGACAAAAAGUAAAAAAGAACCUCAUUCUAAAAGAUCCGCGAAACCAGCAGCAGAACUCAAUCACCCUCCGCCUCACUCCUAGCUGCAACCACUAAAUGCUGAAUGUGCUCACAGUAAUU
Molecule: messenger RNA, 2020 nt
Organism: Limanda limanda (common dab)
Lineage: Eukaryota; Metazoa; Chordata; Actinopteri; Pleuronectiformes; Pleuronectidae
Product: phosphatidylinositol N-acetylglucosaminyltransferase subunit A-like
Exons: 10
Coding region: 1-1983 (660 amino acids)
Biological process (GO): GPI anchor biosynthetic process
Cellular component (GO): glycosylphosphatidylinositol-N-acetylglucosaminyltransferase (GPI-GnT) complex
Molecular function (GO): phosphatidylinositol N-acetylglucosaminyltransferase activity
Source: RefSeq, a predicted model, not a curated record